AGAAACAUAGUAACCAAAAACACCCCAUACUCUCUAUAUACCAAAUAGCAAUAAUAGUAUCUUACAUAAUUUUCCCCACUUUUUUUGUCCUCUCUUAGCUUGCAACUGUCAUCCAAUUGGACACUGUUCUUUUCUAUCUUCUUCUACUGUUUGCUUCUUGGCCUAUGAAGAUAUCAACAACUUGUAUAAGCAACAAGAAAAUCAACUUAUCUAUAAGAAUGGAAGAAGAAACAAUGGCACCACAAUUGAGUAAACCACCAAUAAUACCUUUGCCUAAGGCAAGUAAAGUGAAACAAGGCAUAGUGUCAAUUCUUGGAUCAGAAGCUGAAAGAGGAAAAUCAAGUGCACCCUCAAUUAGAAGAGCAUUUUCAGCUGAUAUGUCCUCUAAACAAUGGCUAGCACAAAAUGGAUUUUUUUCUCCUAUGAAAAGAAUUGCUUCAUCAAAAGAUCUUGCUGUUGUUUCUGCUGCUGAUCGUUCUUCCUCAGUUGAUGUUUGGAGCUCAAUUUUGUCGAAAAAGAAAGAUGAUCAUGACAUGUCGAAUCUUGAAACACCUUAUAUUCACCCUCUUGUUAAAAGAUCAACUAGUUCUUUAAGUGAAAAAAGUCUUGAAAUUUGUACCGAAAGUCUUGGAUCAGAGACUGGCUCUAAUAGCUUUUCCUCCUACACUCCAUCUGAAACCGAAGAUGCAGAAGAGGAGGAAAAAGACGAACAACUACAACAACAACAAUACGGCUCGGAAUCCUUUGAGGAAUUCCGAGCUGUAAAAUAUAAUUAUAGCAAGAAAUCAUCUUCUUUUCCUAAAUCUUUUCCUCCUUCAAUUUCUUCCUUGGCUAAAGGUGACAACAAGCCUUCUCUUCACAUGCAAUCUCGACGCGAAGAUGGUAGAUUGAUUCUUGAAGCUAUUUGUAUUCCUCCUCGAAAUCUUUUUCAUGCACAUUGCCAUAAUGGUCGCCUUCUUCUCACCCUCAUUGAUGAUUGUACUCCUACUUCAUUAUCACAACCGGAGAUGGAGGAUUACGAAGAAGAAUUUGAUGAAGUGUUCGACGAUAUUGAUGAUCAAACACCUCAAUUUGAUUACCAAAGUAUUGAUUGUCCUGAACAAGAAGAAGAUGAAAUAGAAGAAGAGGAGGAAGAAGGAAAAAAGAUAGAAAAGGAGAUCAUUGUGAUGGAGCAAAAGCCAAGAUUAUCAAGUGGGGUUAUAAAUAUGAAGAAAUUUGUACCAUGGUCUAACAAGUUUAAUAAAGCUGUCAACUUAACGGGUUCUGUAUGUUCAACUGAACUGAUGAAGAAGCUAAGUCAGAUAACCUCAGUUCCUCAGUCACUCCCAACUCAGCUAAUCCCAUCUCCACCACCACCGACCGCGGCCUCGGGCUCGGCAACUUUCAAUAUCUAUGAGUACUUUUGGAGGAAGAAGCCAACAAUUGCAAGCAUUGCCAACAGUCUCACAAUUGCAAAAGAAUGCAACAACUUUCUUGCAACCAAUAGUACUGCUACCAAAGCCGAGAGUACAACAAACAUAGCCGCAUUUGAGCAGCAACACAUGGUUUUAAUGAGAGGGAACAACAAAGAAAAUAUCAACUAUUUGGUGCCUUUGCAAAGAGGAUGCAAAGAGCAAAAGAGGUCUUUACUAAUUUGGGAGCCCUAUUGCAUUGCUACCUCCUGAUAUAAAAGAUCAAUUCUUUAAUCCAGUCCUAAUCCAAUUACUAAUCAACCAUUGAAGUAAAUAUAACUAUGUAAUAUUAGUAAGAUUGUAAUUUUCCUCUUUGAGUCAUGACAAAUUUUUACUCUUUUUGCCAAAAAAGGAGUUCUGUACAACCAAAUAACAAAGAGAGAGAUCAUUGCUUUAUAAUUUUAUAU
Messenger RNA from Nicotiana attenuata, 1858 nucleotides. RefSeq names its product protein FAF-like, chloroplastic. The record is from RefSeq and is a predicted model, not a curated record. NCBI's taxonomy places the organism in Eukaryota, Viridiplantae, Streptophyta, Magnoliopsida, Solanales, Solanaceae. Bases 165 to 1664 code for a protein of 499 amino acids. The transcript has a single exon.